AUGGGCUGCUGUGAAAGUUGCCAGAUCGAUGAGAAUGAAUGGACAGAUGAGGGAAACACUGCCCUCUCCUACGCGCAGGACUUCAACCAUAGUGAGGUUGUGGAAAAGUUCACCGCAGCAGGGGCCAAUGAUGAAGAAGAGGAGGAAGAAGACUCCGCAACCAAAAGCCGUAAGAAGCGGGUGAGGACUGAGACUGUCAACCAGGCUGACCUUGAAGUUGCGGCUGCAAUGGCCGUGCUGGACGACGAGCUCUCUGAAGAGGAACAGCGCCGCAAUGCCGCGGUUGGCCAGAUCCGAGAGGUGCAGGAGGGUGCGACUCUGGCACGAGAUCUGGAGGAAUUUGAAGAGGAUGGUCUUGGCUUGGCGCGACUCCAACCAGAGCUCAUGAUGCAAAUGUCCGAGUUUCUUUCCGUGAAGGAUUCUUUGGUCUUACAGGCCGCCUUCGUGACGGCUGCUCAGCAGGCUUUUGGGUGCUUGGUCUCCGGAAGGCUUGGCCAUGAAGCGCAGGCGCCUGACCCCGCAAACCGGGUAAAAGCGUACAACCUGGUGGGUGGAAUGUACUUCUACAAUGCGACUGGAUCUGUCUUUGAUGGUUGGAUCGAGUGCUGGUUCGCGUAUACGGAUUUGACACGCUGGUGCCAGAGAUUGCACGCCAGAGUGGAAGUAAACCCAGAGGGGCGGAAGCUGCAGGAACGCACGCGGCGACUGCAUCGCCGCCUGAGCUGCUUGCAAGUCGUGAAGGCCCGAAGGGAAGAACCCUUCAGAUUUGCAGCGCCCGGUCUUUCUUGA
Symbiodinium sp. CCMP2456 is the source of this 789-nucleotide messenger RNA. The record is from the annotation of a GenBank genome assembly. Lineage: Eukaryota; Dinophyceae; Suessiales; Symbiodiniaceae.